This is a messenger RNA of Saccharomyces paradoxus, 1863 nucleotides long. It is a transcript of the gene ORC2, whose product is annotated as origin recognition complex subunit 2. The coding region runs from base 1 to 1863 and encodes 620 amino acids. Gene Ontology annotation, cellular component: nucleus; nuclear origin of replication recognition complex. Gene Ontology annotation, biological process: DNA replication. Gene Ontology annotation, molecular function: DNA replication origin binding. The record is from RefSeq and is a predicted model, not a curated record. Lineage: Eukaryota; Fungi; Ascomycota; Saccharomycetes; Saccharomycetales; Saccharomycetaceae. The transcript has a single exon.
AUGCUUAAUGGAGAAGACUUUGUAGAGCAUAAUGAUAUCUUAUCAUCACCAACAAAAAGCAGGAACGCGACUCCAAAAAGAGUCGAUACCCAUGGGGAAAGACAGCUGAGAAGGAUUCAUUCUUCAAAGAAGAAUUUAUUGGAAAGAAUCUCGCUUGCAGACAACGAAAGUAGAAAUACAUCUCCGGAUCCGGCAUUCAAAUCCAAUACACCAAGUAAAGCUCCUCGUAAACGUGGAAGACCAAGAAAGAUACAGGAGGAAUCAACUGAUAGGAUUGAGGGAAGUGAAGAGGAGACCAGUUCCUCCAAGAAGAAAAGGAAAUUGCGCGAGGAUAGGUCAGAUAAUGUUAAUGAAGAAAGUCAAACUCCUAACAGCAGGCAGGCGAUGGAAGAAACGAAGAGAGAAGGCAAAAAACAAAGCGAAAAAAUUCAGGUAGUUACCACGACAUAUGAAAAUAAUGCAACUUCACCAACUGAUAAUAAUUUUGCAUCAAAUUCGCCCGAGCCACCAGAGCCAGCAACACCAUCAAAGAAGUCUCUCACCACUAAUCAUGAUUUUACCUCACCUCUAAAGCAAAUCAUAAUGAAUAACUUGAAAGAAUAUAAAGAUACAACAUCUCCAGGUAAAUUGACGUUGAGCAGAAAUUUUGCUCCAACUCCUGUACCGAAAAAUAAAAAGCUUUACCAAACUUCGGAAACCAAAUCAGCAAGCUCAUUUUUGGAUACCUUUGAAGGUUACUUUGAUCAAAGAAAAAUUGUCAGAACUAAUGCAAAGUCAAGGCACACUAUGUCAAUGGCACCUGACGUCACUAGGGAAGAGUUUUCCCUGGUAUCAAACUUUUUCAAUGAAAAUUUUCAAAUACGUCCAAGACAAAAGUUAUUUGAAAUUCAGAAAAAAAUGUUUCCCCAGUAUUGGUUUGAAUUGACUCAAGGAUUCUCUUUAUUAUUUUAUGGUGUAGGUUCUAAACGCAAUUUCUUGGAAGAGUUUGCCAUUGACUAUUUGUCUCCGAAAAUUACGUACUCACAACUGGCUUACAACAAUGUAUCACAACAAAGGGAGUCUGUAAAUGCCAUUCCAUGCCUUAUAUUAAAUGGCUACAACCCUAGCUGUAACUACCGUGACGUCUUCAAAGAAAUUUCCGAUCUUCUAGUCCCAGCUGAACUGACAAGAAGCGAAACCAAAUAUUGGGGCAAUCAUGUGAUUCUACAGAUCCAAAAAAUGAUUGAUUUCUACAAGAAUCAACCUUUAGAUAUCAGAUUGAUACUUGUAGUACAUAAUCUGGACGGUCCUAGCAUAAGAAAGAACACUUUUCAGACGAUGCUAAGCUUCCUCUCCGUCAUCAGACAGAUUGCAAUAGUCGCGUCUACAGACCAUAUAUACGCUCCACUACUCUGGGAUAACAUGAAGGCCCAAAACUACAACUUUGUCUUCCAUGAUAUUUCGAAUUUUGAACCAUCAACUGUCGAGUCAACGUUCCAAGAUGUAAUGAAGAUGGGUAAGAGCGAUACCAGCAGCGGCGCUGAAGGUGCCAAGUAUGUCUUACAGUCACUUACCGUCAAUUCCAAGAAAAUGUAUAAGUUGCUUAUCGAGACACAGAUGCAAAAUAUGGGGAAUCUAUCCGCCAGUACGGGUCCAAAACGUGGUACUCAAAGGACUGGAGUGGAGCUCAAACUUUUCAAUCAUCUCUGCGCUGCUGAUUUUAUAGCUUCCAAUGAAAUAGCCCUAAGGUCAAUGCUUAGAGAAUUCAUCGAACAUAAAAUGGCCAACAUAACCAAGAACAAUUCGGGAAUGGAGAUUAUUUGGGUACCAUACACUUAUACAGAACUAGAAAAACUGCUGAAAACCGUCUUAAAUACUCUAUAA